Messenger RNA from Tarenaya hassleriana, 1561 nucleotides. RefSeq lists its product as uncharacterized. Bases 361 to 1293 code for a protein of 310 amino acids. The record is from RefSeq and is a predicted model, not a curated record. Gene Ontology annotation, molecular function: phosphoglycerate dehydrogenase activity. The transcript has 3 exons. Lineage: Eukaryota; Viridiplantae; Streptophyta; Magnoliopsida; Brassicales; Cleomaceae.
UGCCUCAAUCACAGUCUCAUACUUAUUUUUUUUUUUCUCUCGAAAAAUUCCAAGAACAAAUCCACCCCCAAGAUUUUUUGGAUUCUUAUUCUCGCUGUCAUUCGAUUCCAUCGUCAAUCACUCUGAUUUAUUUCGCAUCCUCGGAAGAUUCUAGAAUCAAUCACUUGCCAAAAGCUCGUUCGUGGAUUUUUGUUCUCUUUUGUCUGAUUUAAGGCAUAGCCCUUCAAUUUCGGACCCCGGUUUUGCAUGGAAAAUUUCCUGGUUUUUCCGUUCGAUUUCGGACAGGAGUUUUGCAUCUUUUCCUCUGCGAGUUCUGUAAGUAAUCCGCAGCUUGAGUGGGGAAUUUGAGUUUCUUGAACAAUGGAGGAACCUUCUGAAGCGCCCUACAAUGGCAGAACCGCUGAUUCUAGACUUCAGAUUGUUAAGUAUUCCCCUUAUAACCCCUGUGAUAGGUUUUCACUGCCAUGGCUUGAUUUGAGAUUGUUCUAUGUGAGGAUAAGCAAUUUCUUGGUAGAUGAAUCUGCUACGCCUACGGUUCUCACUCUCAACCAUGUUCCUCUAAGUCCAGACACCCUUUUGGAAAUCAAUGGCGUUAGAUGUAACAUUUACUCUGAAGGAGUGUCUUCUGUUCUUAGGAGAGAUCGGGCCGAUAAGAAGUCUGAGGAGGCCACCUUCGUUGCAACCGAUAGUAUCAGAUUGAGUGGCGAUGCGAGGUUUGAGGUUUAUGAUAAAGGGGAUUUGAUCUUGUCUGGAGCUUUGGAAAUAUGUAGUGGCAAUGGAUCUGAGAGUAAUGCCAAGAAUUGGAGUAUGAGCUGCGAAACGGAGAUUAGGGCUGGGAGCGGUUUCUUGAAGAGAAAACAGAUUAUGGGUCCUGAAUCAUUGUUACCGACAAUCGAGGUUUAUGUCGCUGGAUGUUUCUCGGGAAAGCCAGUUAUCUUAACUAAGACUAUGCAGCUUGGUUUCAAGAAGAAACAGGGUAAGAAGGGCACUCUUGACGCAAUCCCGGAGAAUGAUAUCGGUGAGACGGAGAAAAUCCGGUCAGCUGGGGUCGAUCUACAGAUGGAAGAGUACGGUGAUCGAAAACAAGAAUACGAAGGAGAAUACGGGAACAUGGAGUGGAGGAGGAUGCAAUACAUGGAAGGUGAGGACGGUGAGAUGUCAUGGUUCAAUGCCGGCGUGAGAGUUGGAGUUGGAAUAGGGCUUGGCAUUUGCGUUGGUGUGGGUAUUGGAGUCGGUCUCUUGGUUCGUACGUACAAAUCCACCACUCGAAGUUUCAGAAGACGCCUUCUCUGAGCAGUUUUUGUUGUUAAUCCACCAUUAUAAUACUAUACACUAUAGAUACAUGUGUGUGUGUGUGUGUAUAGGCAGGGAUAUCAUAUGGGUUUCACAUUUUGUAUUGUUUACUUGAUCUAAGUUUGUCAUACUCUGUGGUUGUGGAAUCCAGGAAUUGUUGUUUCAGAUGGUGACAAUCUGAACCAAACCUAAGUGUGUCCGAUGCACUAUAUAGGUGUGUGUGGAUAUAUGGGAAUUUUUCAAUAUAGUUGUGUAUGAUUAAUAUUAA